This is a messenger RNA of Acanthisitta chloris (rifleman), 1100 nucleotides long. It is a transcript of the gene PDCL, whose product is annotated as phosducin-like. The transcript has 4 exons. Lineage: Eukaryota; Metazoa; Chordata; Aves; Passeriformes; Acanthisittidae. The record is from RefSeq and is a predicted model, not a curated record. The coding region runs from base 45 to 947 and encodes 300 amino acids. Gene Ontology annotation, biological process: regulation of G protein-coupled receptor signaling pathway.
GCAGGAGCUUGUGGCUGACAGACUGGAGAGGAGUACAGGACAUAAUGACUUCUCUGGAUGAUAAACUGCUUGGUGAGAAGCUCCAGUACUAUUACAGCAGUAGUGAGGGUGAGGAUGAAGACAGUGAGAAGGAGGACAAAGAAGGGGAGAGCAGCAUCCCUGAAAGCGUGGGAGAGGUGGAGCUCAGCAGCGAUGGCAGCGCUGUCAACACAGGUCCCAAAGGAGUCAUCAAUGACUGGAGAAGAUUCAAGCAGCUGGAGACGGAGCAGCGGCAGGAGCAGCGCAGGGAGAUGGAAAGGCUCAUUAAGAAGUUGUCCAUGACGUGCAGGUCUCACUUGGAUGAUGAGGCUGAGAAGCAGAAACAGAAAGAGCUUCAGGAAAAACUCAAUGGAAAGAUGACAUUACAGGAAUAUAACAUGAUCCACAGUGCUGAGGAUGAUGAGGAGUUCCUGCAGCGCUACAGGAAGCAGCGCAUGGAGGAGAUGAGGCAGCAGUUGUACAGUGGGCAGCAGUUCAAACAGGUGUUUGACAUCACCAGUGGAGAAGCUUUUCUGGACACUGUUGACAAAGAGCAUAAGAGCACACUGAUCAUGAUCCAUAUCUAUGAAGAUGAUAUCCCUGGCACUGAGUCCCUGAACGGCUGCAUGAUCUGCCUGGCUGCAGAGUACCCAACAGUGAAGUUCUGCAGGGUGAAGAGUUCUCUCAUUGGUGCCAGCACUCGCUUCACUAACAAUGCUCUGCCAGCCCUGCUGGUCUACAAGGCAGGAGAGCUCAUCGGCAACUUCGUGCGCAUCACUGACCAGCUGGGGGAAGAUUUCUUUGCUGUAGACCUGGAGGCUUUUCUGCAGGAAUGUGGUUUGCUGCCAGAAAAAGACCUGCUGCUCCUGACUUCCAUACAUAACCCAUCUGCAUGUUACAGUGAAGACAGUGAUCUGGAAAUAGACUGAACCACUUGCAACAAGGGCCUGUAGGUGUAGUUGUACUGUGGGAUGUUCUUGUGCUAGGGAUUGUUCUCUCUCCUCUUUAGUGUGGGUAUGUAUUCCUCCCCUUCAUGCACUUUGACUUUUGCUUGUGAAAAACAACAUAAGGAAUUCCUAACA